Molecule: messenger RNA, 707 nt
Organism: Oncorhynchus masou masou (cherry salmon)
Lineage: Eukaryota; Metazoa; Chordata; Actinopteri; Salmoniformes; Salmonidae
Product: zymogen granule membrane protein 16-like
Exons: 5
Coding region: 135-707 (190 amino acids)
Source: RefSeq, a predicted model, not a curated record
UCAGCAGGUAUAAAUGCAGUUCUUAGAGGAAGCAGUAGACUAGAAGGACCUGGCAGAGACAGAGAGACAAGAAGCUUUCACAGGUUUUCACACACAUCUCAAGACAGCACUGUGGGAAACACUGACCUGACAGAAUGUUCUUAAUCCUGGUUGUCACAGUGUUCUUGGCUGGCUGCUUGGCAUUGCCCAUCAAAGACCCGUACUCGUAUUCCUCUGCGGUGGGUCAGGGAGGUGGCACCCCAUUUGCUUCCUACGGUGAGGGGCGCAUCACAGGAGUCAGAGUGUGGGAGACCAACAACUACUACUACUACUACUACAACAACAAUGCCUACAUCAGUGGGUUCCAGCUGAGAUACGGCAACACCUGGUCUCCUGUAUUCGGUCAUGAAGUGGGUGAAAAGCAGGAGAUGGAGCUGUUUAAUGAUGAGGCCAUCGUCGAGGUGUCUGGGAAGUAUAACCCAGCAGACUACAUCUGCUACCUGGUGUUAAGCACCAACAUGGGGCGCACUCUGUCAGCCGGCCUGCCCAACCAGGUCUCCUUCAAUUUCUACCCAGCCAACAUGGGCAAUGAGCUGAGGAUCCUCAGCGGUCGUUUCAACGGUGCCGGGAUCACCGCCAUCGGAGCCCACUGGGGAUUGGUGGACAUGGAAAGGGCUGGAAACCGUACUCUGGAAACAGUACGGGAAACAGAACCUCCACUUCAUUGA